CACCACCACCACCCUCGCACUCGGCCCUUUCUGGCGGGCCAUCAUGCUCGACAGUGCCACGCUCACCUCGCUGGCCUCCAUCGUCGUCGUGCCCUUGCUCCUGCGCUCCGCCUUCUCCUUCCUCCGCGGCACUGGCGCCUCUCGCGCCGCACCCAGCGCCCGCCUGCGCAGCCCCUGGCGGCCCACUCUCUGCGCGCCCUCCUCCUUCUCCGACGUGCUGCUGCUGCUGCUGCUGCUCGGCGUACUGCUGCACGCCGCACGCUCCCUGCUCGCAUUGCCCACGGAUCUCUUCUGCGCAUCCCACACGCCCAUCAACGCCAGCACGGCGACGCUGCGCGCCAACAUCGCCGUGCACUGGAGCGCCGUCGCGCGCCGCUGGAGCGGCAGCGAGGAGCAGCUGGAGCGCAUCUUGAAGCGCUGUGCCAGCUAUGAAGGCCGGAAACUCUAUCUCCUUCUCUCGCACGCGCCCCUCUUGGACUGCACCUACUGCCUCUCCUCCUCCGACUUCAAGUCCUGGGCCUUUCUCCUCACGCUGCCGCUCUACGCGCUGCAUCUGCUCGCCUUUGGCCUGCUCACCGCCUCGGCGAGCGCCCUCGGCGCCCUCGACGCCCUCGCCGCGCGCCUCGCCGCCCUGCUGCUGCGCCGAGAGGCAGGCGCAGUGUCGCAGCACCGCCGGGAACAGACGUAUGCGCUCGACAGGAGCGCUUGGCGCAAGUCGGGCGCCUGGAGCAUCGCCGGCAUCGCAGGCGCAGAGUACUGCCUCCUCUUUGGCGCCGCCGACUCGCUCGAGCAAAGCGUGCCGAAAUGGGCUCUACACGUGCGUUGCCCCCCCCUCUCCCCCUCUCUCUCUCUCUUGCCCCUCUUCUACACUGACGCACGCCUCGUUUGCACAAGUGGUCACGCACCCUGCCCCUGCUGCGUUCCUGCCUCCUCGCCACGCUCUUCGUGGUGGUGUACAUCUACCCCACGCACUUGCCUCUGACGCCCAUCUCGCGCAUCUCGACGUCGUUGCGCGCCACGCUGUCGCACGUCGAAUCGACGCUCAGCGCCGUGCAGGCGGCGCAUGUGGCACACGUGGCGCUGCUGCGCGACGAGGGCAUGCGAGGGCGCGCCGAAGAGUACUGGCAAGCCAUGCCGCGCACGCAGCAGAGUGAAGGCGAGAGGGAAUAUAGAACGCAGGCCGCCGAGGCGGCUAGAGCGGCUUGGAGAGAGGUGGAGCUGCUGCGCAUGGGCGAGGAACAAUGAGAUUUCUCGCGCUGAGAGAUGUGAAAUUCGCGAAACGCGAAACGAAGUGACUAG
Molecule: messenger RNA, 1299 nt
Organism: Tilletiopsis washingtonensis
Lineage: Eukaryota; Fungi; Basidiomycota; Exobasidiomycetes; Entylomatales
Exons: 2
Coding region: 44-982 (312 amino acids)
Source: RefSeq, a predicted model, not a curated record